Ceratotherium simum simum (southern white rhinoceros) is the source of this 6002-nucleotide messenger RNA. RefSeq names its product TOPBP1 interacting checkpoint and replication regulator (gene TICRR). Gene Ontology annotation, molecular function: chromatin binding. Gene Ontology annotation, biological process: regulation of DNA-templated DNA replication initiation; response to ionizing radiation; mitotic G2 DNA damage checkpoint signaling. Gene Ontology annotation, cellular component: nucleus. Lineage: Eukaryota; Metazoa; Chordata; Mammalia; Perissodactyla; Rhinocerotidae. The record is from RefSeq and is a predicted model, not a curated record.
GCCCCGGGGCGGCGGCGCGGCCGCCAUGGCCUGCUGUCACAACGUCACGCUGCUGCUGGACACCGCGGGAGGCGCCGCCGGCCAGAGCCCGCUCCGGCGGGCCGCCCUGCGCCUCCUCACUCACCUGAGCUGCCGAUUCGGCCUGGCCAGGGUCCGCUGGGCCUUCAAGUUCUUCGACUCGCGGGGGGCGCGGAGCCGACCCUCCCGCGCGUCUGACUUCCGCGAGCUGGGGGCCCGCUCCUGGGAGGACUUCGAGGAGGAGCUGGAGGCCAGGCUCGAGGAUGGCGCCCACGGCGGCCACCUGCCGGGCCCGACGCCCAGGGCCGCCCACACGCACGGCGCGCUGAUGGAGACGCUGCUGGACUACCAGUGGGACCGGCCCGAGAUCACAUCGCCCACGAAGCCGGUCCUGCGCAGCCGGGGGAGAAGGCUGCUGGACGUGGAGAGCGAGGCCAGGGAGGCCGGGGGCGCGCUCGGGGGCUUUGCGAACGCCGUCUUCCUGCUGGCCCCCUGCCCGCACUCGCAGAGGGAGCUGCUGCAGUUCGUGUCCGGGUGCGAGGCCCAGGCCCAGCGCCUGCCGCCCGCUCCUAAGCAAGUCAUGGAGAAGCUGCUGCCCAAGAGAGUCCAGGAGGUCAUGAUCGCCCGGAAGGUCACCCUGUACUGGGUGGACACCACAGAGCGGAAUAAGUUGUGGGAGUCCCCAGACCACCUCGGGUACUGGACAGUGUAUGAACUGCUCCACCAUGUAGGAGGCACUAUCUUGCCUUAUGCAACUUUCAGCCAGGAUUUCACAAAAGCAAAGGAGACACUGCUCCAUAGUGAAAGAACGCUGUCUUGUGAACCUCACCUCUCUUCCUGGAUUUCAACUGUGCCAACUGAUUCCACUUUAAACUGUUUGCUCUAUAAUUCUCCUGAGUAUGAAGCCUCAUUUCCAUCGAUGGAAGGAAUGUUAUUUCUCCCUGUCGAAAGCAAAGAGAUUCAAGAAACAUGGGCAGUCACCCUAGAGCCCUUGGCCAUGCAUCAGAGACAUUUUCAGAAACCAGUCAAAAUUUUUCUAAAAGGCACAGUGGCCCAGUGGUUUCUCCCAAUGAGCAGCACUGUGGGCACUGACAGCUGGAUGCUACACAGUCCAGAGGAGAACAAAUUGUCUCAAAGGAUGUCAUUUCAGCAGCUAGUAAGCAGGCUGGCUGCUGAUGAGUUACAUCUGGUUGCCGAUGUGGACCCUGGUGAAGGCUGGCCCCCUAUCACUGGAAUUAUUUCCCCCCUCUCUACCAAUACUACAAUUCUCACUGUGUUCCGCACAGAGGAGGCUGAAUUUCAAAGACAUUUUCUCCAAACAGUUGUGGAAGAGAGCCCCCAGGACACAGCGUCCCUGUUUUCCGAUGUUAUGGAUGGUGUAUUGAAUCAGAUUCACAAUUCACUUGAAGAUCCUGCUACUUUUGCUCCUCCUGUUCCAGAGUGGGCCCAGCAGGAGCUUGGCCGCACCACUCCCUGGAGUGCAGCUGUCUUAGAGAAGUGGUUUCCUUGCUCUAACCUUAGUGGCGCCAGUUCAGAUUUGAUGGAGUCAUUUGGGUUACUGCGGGCUGCCUCAUCUAAUAAAGAAGAGUCUUCCAAAACUGAAAGUGAAUUAACACAUUGCCUCUCCGAGCUCUACCAGAGAAAGUCUCGUGAAGAAUCCACUGUGUCUAGUCAGGAAGACAGCAAAAAGAAACGAGGUAUCCCUCGUACUCCAGUGAGACAGAAGAUGAACACCAUGUGCCGUUCCUUAAAGAUGCUGAAUGUUGCGAGGCUAAAUGUGAAGGCUCAGAAGUUACAUCCAGAUGGCAGUCCAGAUGCAGUUGGAGAGAAAGGGCUCCAAAAGACAGCCAGGGGAAGAAUAGCAGAUAAAUUGGAAAGUAGAGGAAGGACACUAAGAAGUGCUAAACCUAAAGAUUUUAAAACUGAGGAAGAGCUACUGUCUUACAUACAUGAAAAUUACCAAAAGACUGUGGCCACAGGACAAAUCAGAUUGUAUUCAUGUGCUCAGAACAUGAUCUCAACCAUUAAAGCGUUCCUAAAGUCCAGAGGCACCAAGGAAUUAGAAGUGAACUGCCUGAAUCAAGUAAAAAAUAACCUCUUAAAAACUAGCAAAAGUCUCCGGCAGAAUCUAGGAAAAAAACUGGAUAAAGAAGACAAAGUCAGAGAGUGCCAGCUUCAGGUGUUUCUUCGUUUGGAGAUGUGCCUGCAGUGCCCUUCAGUACAUGAAAACAUAGGUGACGUGGAGUGGGUAGUGGAGGAGGUGACAGAUUUGCUGCGCAUGGUGUGUUUAACUGAGGAUUCAGCAUACCUAGCAAAGUUUCUGGAGGAAAUUUUGGGAUUGUAUAUUGACUCUAUCCCAAAGAUGCUUGGAAAUCUUUACGACAGCCUAGGGUUUGUAAUUCCUCAGAAGCUGGCUGGUGUCCUUCCUACAGAUUUUUUCAGUGAUGACUCCAUGACACAGGAGAGCAAAUCACCGCUUCUUUCUGUGCCUCUUAUGUCAAGUGCUCAUAGAUCAGUGUUGGGUGGCACUGAAUCUGACCAACUAGAGGAGCUUCGUACCAGAUCAGCUAAGAAGAGAAGAAAAAAUGCACUAAUAAGACAUAAAAGCAUUGCAGAGGUUUCACAGAAUCUUCGACAAAUUGAAAUUCCCAAAGUGUCCAAGAGAGCUACAAAAAAUGAGAAUUCACACCCUCCUCUUCAGCAGCCUCCACUCCCAGGGAAAGAUACAGUACAAGAAGUCACCAAAGUUCGAAGAAAUCUCUUCAACCAGGAAAUGAUUUCUCCUUCAAAGAGAUCUGUGAAGCAGGGGUUGCCUAGAAGCCAUUCUGUGUCAGCUGUGGAAGGUCUGGAGUAUAAACUUGACAACUUCAAGAGGACCAAAGGUCAUCACAAACUGCUGACUAAGAGUGUGGCUGAGACUCCAAUACAUAAGCAAACCUCCAGAAGGCUGCUUCAUAGACAAAUCAAGGGCAGAUCCUCUGAUCCUGGUCCUGAUAUUGACGUUGUUGAAGAGUCCCCAGAAAAAGGAGAAAAUGAAAUAAGUGUGAGACGAAGUCCUCGAAUCAAGCAGUUGUCAUUCAGCAGGACAAAUUCUGGUUCCUUCUAUUCUGUGUCUCAGCCAAAGUCCCGCAGUGUGCAAAGAGUUCAUUCAUUCCAGCAAGACAAGCCAGACCAAAGAGAAAAUUCUCCAAUCCAAAGUAUUCGGUCUCCCAAGAGCCUUCUUUUUGGGGCAGUGUCUGAGGUGAUCAGUCCCUCAGAGAAGGGUUCAGCUCGAAUUAAAAGGCCUUCAAGAAACACACUGGGUUCUGAGAUACCUAUAGCUAAUCAGACUCCUAAGAAGAGUUACCAGAAAUCUCCAAGCUUUUCUAAAGCUACACCGAGAAGGUUCCCUCGUACACCACAAACUCCAUUGUGUACCCCCGAAAGGCUGCAAAAAUCCCCUGCAGAAACGGCACCUGCCAAACAGGUCAUUUUUAAGGAGUCCUUAAAAGACUCCUCCUCACAUGGCUGGGAUUCACCAUCUCAACCAAAAGUCACUCCCCUGAAAGGGGUGGCAGAAGGAGGUGCCUCUCCUCUUGAAAAGACACCAAGAACUCCCAAGAGGCCAGGUGGUCAGCCACCUGGAUUUUUGCAGAAUUCUACUUGGCCACCUUCAGUGAAUUCCAGUCCAGAAAGCACCUCCUGUCUGGAGGCCCCAGUUCCGUCAACUGCCUGGGCCGGGGAUGAGUGUCCGACUCCUGUCCGGUACUCUCUUAGAACGUCUCCGAGAGCGGCAGCCUUGGGGGUGCGAAGAGAAACUGCUGUCAGGGGCACACCUGUGAAUCAAAAACACCAACAUCCCCCUGUCCCUGGAGCUUCUCAGGCAGAGGAGGCAACCCAGAAAUGGAAGGAUAAAGCUGUCAAAACCCCAAAGAGGCCAGGGAACACAACUAUGACUUCUUCCCCACCUAUGUCUCCAAGGAAACCUUUUACCUCUCCUUUGUGUGAUAUUUCCAAGAGUCCAUUUAGGAAAUCUUCAAUAGACUCUCCUCCCCCUGGAGAACUGGAUUGGAAAGAGUCCCAGAAAUCACCCUGUGUAGCCACAUCUCUCCCCUGUCCUGCUCCCUCAACUCCCCCUCAAAUCUCACAGAUAGCUAAAUCUGACACCAGCCCCCCUCAACCCCCUUCUAAAAUUGGGAAAAGGCACAGAAAGACCUCUAACCCUGAAAGAAGCUUCCUGCAGUGCCAGCCCAACACCUCUGCUGCUCCUAGGGUUGGCAUAAGUGACAACCCAUCUGCCAUCACUGAUGCUGGGAAGGACAAGAAAGAAGUGACCCCCUCUCCUCAGACUUUCCCUGAGAGACAUGGUCACCCUGGGCCUGGUUUCAGGAGUGAUUGGCAUAUAUCCUCUCCUUUGCUUAUUGCAAGUGACACACAGUAUCUCACUCUUCUUGAUGAAGCUGGGGGCUGUGGCAGUGGUAACUUGGAAAGUAACGUUUCUCCAGUGGAAGAAGGUGAGGGGUUAGGGAUGGUGGUUGCUGAUGACAAGCCUUCUCUGUCUAACCCUGGGAUUCCUCCUUCCUCUGGGCCCAGCUCUCCCCUGACACCUUCCUACGACCUGUGCUGUACCGCAGACAGUAGGCAGUGCCAGGCUGCCACACAACUAGAGAACCUGCAAGCUUCAACUUGGCUUUCGAAAGCUUCUGCCAGCCCACAGACCUAUGAGGUUGAGCUGGAGAUGCAAGCUUCUGGCCUUCCCAAGCUUCGAAUUAAGAAGAUAGACCCCAGCUCGUUGGCAGAACCUGAGCCCCUAAGAAGAGAAGAGAGCUCUCUAGGAGAGGAGAGCUCCCUUCCUGGUCUCGGCAUGCCCAGGGGCAACAAGUCCUCAGGCAAACCUGAAAGCACCUGCAUGUCACCCCCCUGCCCUUGCCCCUCGCACAGCACCCCCGGCAAGAGUGGGGGACAAACCUAUAUCUGCCAGUCCUGUACCCCGACCCGCUGCCCCUCUAGUACCACCUCUCCAUUUCAAACAGACAUCGGGGUUUCUUGGACACCAUCUCCCAAGCACAGUGGGAAGACGACUCCCGACACAAUUAAAGACUGGCCACGGAGAAAGAGAGCAGUGGAUUGCAGUAGCAGCACCUCUGCUGGGAGGGGUGACGUCAGCACAGACCUUCCUGGAGGCAUAUCGCUGCUCGAGCUGGAGGGAAAGGAGCAAGGCCUUGAACUCAGCGUCAACAAGACUCCCAUCUUGGGGGAUUUUGAGCUUGAGGGGGUGUGUCAGCUGCCAGACCAGUCACCUCCCAGGGACAGUGUGCCUAAGGCUGAGGAAGCCUUCUCCUGGGGACAGUUUGGGUUGGGUUCCAGGAAGAGACUCCUUUCUGCCAAGGAAGAAGCCGAGUGUCAAGCCAAAAGAGUCUGUGACAAGCAGAGAGAAGACUCAGAAUUUAGUAAGGGUGAAGAGAGGUCCCCGAGUGCAAGUGUGCGGCAGCUCCCCUCCACAGGGGACGACGAGGUGUUUGUUUCAGGUUCCACCCCACCCCCUGGCUGUGCCGUGAGGAGCUGCCUCUCUGCCAGUGGUCUCCAGGCUCUGACCCAGUCUCCACUGCUGUUCCAAGGGAGAACACCCUCCUCUCAGUAUAAAGACGCCAGAGAUGAGGAUGUGGAUGUAUUUCCCCCUAUGACAGAAGAAUCACCUUUCAGCCGAGCAAUCUCCAGGAGACGCCCCAUCAGCAGAACUUACACACGGAAGAAGCUGAUUAGCUAGUUAGGAUGGAACUGGUUGGGAGACUUAACUACAGACACUACUGAACUUGUCCAGAGCCACUGCAGUCUCAGGACAGGAGAAGUGCUCUGAGAGUGGUUUUCUCUGGAUGUAUCAGGAAUUCCAGAUGCAUACCAUAAAGGAAUUCUUAGCAGUGUAUCCAGAAACUCACUUCAUCUGAGCCAGGGCCCUACUGAUGUGCAUCAUAUGUAACCCUGGGCUUGCUGCACAGAAAUAGGAA